Molecule: messenger RNA, 549 nt
Organism: Carica papaya (papaya)
Lineage: Eukaryota; Viridiplantae; Streptophyta; Magnoliopsida; Brassicales; Caricaceae
Biological process (GO): regulation of DNA-templated transcription
Source: RefSeq, a predicted model, not a curated record
AUCUACCUCUCUCCCUCUUCUUCUCCUUCUUCUUCUUCCCUCGCUAUGAGAACCACAAAGAACCAGAAACUCUCGCUACGAAGAACACAGAGAAGGAGAAGAACAAGAAGAGUAGUAGCCCAUGCACGUGCAGCUUGCAGGCCUCGUACCUGCUCCAAGCUCUCCCACAAGCUACGGGCGCUCAAGAAUCUCAUUCCCGCUCAAAACGACGUCGCCGGCGGUGAGAACGUCAGAGCUGAGAAAUUGUUCGAGGAAACGGCGGAUUACAUUAUUCUGUUGAGGACCCAGGUAGUGGUUUUGCAGAGACUGAUCGAGUUUUAUGGGUCUGGCGCUGAUGAUCAGAAGCAAAAUGCUGCUGCUUUCUGCCAUUGAUGAGAGGAUGUUAAUGCUCUGGUCUUGUUUAGAUUUUGCAUGGAGGGUUAGUGUGAUUACAGAUGGGGGAAAAAAGUGGAGGGAAAUCAGGAGAAUUUUGUGUUUUUUUUGGAACACUUUAUAUAAUACAUCACCACCAUCAUAUAUAUAUAUAACGUUUAAUCUUUUAUGUUGUAA